ACCAGAGUGAGAAUCACAACCACAGCGCCUACCGCCCAAUACGAGGGCACCCUUUUCACCGCAGACCCGACUUUGAGCCUAGUCGUUAUCAAUACUCGCGCUCAGCAGCAGACCACGCAGACAGGAGACUACACCGUCAUUCCAUUCGGCAGAAUCGACAAGUUCGCUGUUCUUUCCGCACCCCUGGAAGCUGGUCUCGCAAGCGCCCUCCUACCUAUUGGACCGGUAGACCACAAAUUUCUUGAGCAACGGGAGAGGAAGAGGAUCGAAGAGCUCAAAGCAGAGAAACUGCAUAAAAACCAGCAUGUCAGCGCGGAGGGACAGGCGAUUUAUGACGCCUUGAGGAGAGUCAAUGUUCCAGUCCGCUGGCACAAUACGCAGAUCAUUGCUCACGAAGCCGUGAUCAUUAAAGAGCCAUACGACGUCGCAGACUGUACUGCAGCUGCUGGCAAACAGGAUGUCUUGAACCGGACGAAGAAGGUAUUGGAAGGCGAGAAGAGGAAGCUCAGAGAGAGGCAGGAUAGCCAGAGGAAGACUGCGACGCCGACUGGACCACGCAAAGGUGGCUGA
Messenger RNA from Pseudocercospora fijiensis CIRAD86, 570 nucleotides. RefSeq lists its product as uncharacterized. The annotation marks the transcript as partial. NCBI's taxonomy places the organism in Eukaryota, Fungi, Ascomycota, Dothideomycetes, Mycosphaerellales, Mycosphaerellaceae. The record is from RefSeq and is a predicted model, not a curated record. The transcript has 2 exons.